AUGUCCGAUCGACCAUCCAAACGGAUGAAGACUGGGCCGCAUUAUGCCUCACCAGUAUUUAUGCCAGAUUCCCCGGAGGUUCAGCACGUGGAGGAUGCCCCAGAAACUUCACUGUCAAGCCGGCUCCAGAACAUGGCCGAAGCUGCGGCAGAGUUGCAACAUGCCGCUGCUACGCAGUCAAUCAGUCCGGCUGGCAACCCUCAACAACCUUCCCAGCCCAAAACGAGAAGAGCCCAUCAAGAUGCACGACCCAGUAAUGCCGCAGUGCCUGGGAACCAGCCCAAGACUGGCAAUUCACAGACACUACUCAUCUAUUUUGGAGAAGGACGUCCUACACCACGCUGGGUGAUUGUGCUAAAUCCUCAAGGAGAUGGAAACCCUCGGGGCCCUCCACUUCUCUGGGAGUUUGAGCCCGGUCCUGCUGGUGCGGAUUUGUUACGGGAACCUGGAUUCUAUCAAUAUGCCCUUAAUUGGCUCAGAAGGUCGCUUGGUACGCCCCAGUUCAGGCAGAUUGUGGCGCAAUAUGUGAAUACAAGGCCAGAUCUGGCGCAGCUCGUUAGAAGUGGUAAUGACCCGGUGCCGUUUAUCGCUGUGCGCGAUCCUGCAGUACCCAAGGUGGCAAGCCCUUUUAUACCAGCAGCGGAAUGGUAUUGGUUUAUUGACGUUGGGCGACCGCAGGCAGUAUCGCGACCAAUACAGCAAGGGGGGGGAAGGGCAUCUAAUGAGGAUGUCAACCAAUUCUCAAGAUCGCAUAUGCGCAUCUACACUGGGGAACGCGAACUCUCUCCGAAUCGUCCUGGGGACCCGGAUAUCGACUUCGAUGACUCUUCUCCGAAUGACACUGAACCGUACGAGAUAUCUUAUGAUGAAGAAGAUGAAAAUGAACCCGUGUCUGGCAAUACCAGAUCCAACCAGAUGCCUCCACCUGCAGCGAGGCUGCCAAAGGUAGCCGCAGGGGGGGCUGCAGCACGAGUAGGGCCCGGGGGGCCAUAUAUGAAACAAGGCGGACCAUCCCAAGCAGGUCCGGCACCACAACGUCGACAGACGGCGCAUGAAACCGGCCAACCACUACCAAGACAAAAUACACCACCGGUUGAGAAGAUAAAACGGAGGGCUGUGGAAGACCUUAAAGCCAACUUGACACGGCAUUUCCCUAAACUAACGAUCCGUCGGGUGAGAUCUUGGGCCGGACAAGAAAUCAUUGAUAGAGAAGAAAUUGGGCUUCCGGGGCAGAUCGAUCAACUACCUAGAUUCCCCGCGCCCCAGCCAGAAGCUCGCCCCGACCAAGCGCAACCAGCUCCAGAUGAGGCUCCAAAACAGGUUCAUAAACGGACUUCGAAACGGGCCUCAAAACGAGCUCUAGAAGAGGAUUCAGAGGAAGGUUCGGAAGAGGCUUCAGAAGAGGUCCCGAAGCAGGCCCCGAAGCAGGCCCCGAAGCAGGCCCCGAAGCAGGCCCCGAAGAAGGCCCCGAAGAAGGCCCCGAAGAAGGCCCCGAAGAAGGCCCCUAAACAGACGUCAAAACGGGCCCCAAAACAAGCUCUGGAAGAGGAUGUAGAAGAGGAUUUAGAAGAGGUCCCAGAACAGGCGCAGCCAGUGAAGAGAGGGCAGGCAAAGAGAAAGGCAACAACCGCACCCGCACCAGCAGCACCGGCUAGUCGGAUAACUCGGUCUAAGGCCAAGGGUAAGAUUGCGGAUAAAUAG
Messenger RNA from Aspergillus sclerotioniger CBS 115572, 1701 nucleotides. RefSeq lists its product as uncharacterized. The record is from RefSeq and is a predicted model, not a curated record. Lineage: Eukaryota; Fungi; Ascomycota; Eurotiomycetes; Eurotiales; Aspergillaceae. Bases 1 to 1701 code for a protein of 566 amino acids. The transcript has 3 exons.